Molecule: messenger RNA, 998 nt
Organism: Procambarus clarkii (red swamp crayfish)
Lineage: Eukaryota; Metazoa; Arthropoda; Malacostraca; Decapoda; Cambaridae
Source: RefSeq, a predicted model, not a curated record
GGAGGUGUGUGGCUGUGUUCUGUAGCCUGGUGCUCCGGUGUGUAACUUGGUGCUCCGUAUUCCUGACGUGACGAGGACGAUAUUGUUCAUUUCCCCUAGUUAGGGAUAACGUAAGGAUGUGGAGUAUUCAGGUGCUACUGACAGUGAUGGUGGUGUGGCGUCCACCAUUGUCUUACAGUCUUCAGUACUCUGAGAAUACCAGAGCAGACCGCUUCCUGUCGUUGUUCACGGUGGUGAGGUUCAAGAACAGUGAGUGCAAGAGCCUGGGCAGCGACGUGGGUAUCUGUUAUUCAUACCCUGAGUGUCGUCGGGGCGGCGGGCACGGCUCUGGCCACUGUGCUGAGGGGUACGGCUCCUGCUGCAUCACCACACUUGGGUGUUCCUCCAGCACCUCCAACAACUGCACCUACGUGGAGAGUCCUGGCUACCCGUCCACCUUCAACGACGCUGCCACCUGUACUCACACCAUCACCUUCGCUGCUAAUGUCUGCCAGGUCAGGAUGGACGUAGUGGAGGUGGAUCUGGCUCCUCCCACCACCCAGGGUAACUGUAUCGACGACGGGCUCACCUUCUCCCAGGACAUUAAGUGGGAGAAAGUGUGUGGCACCACCACCGACACCCACUUUUACCUGGAUGUGGAUUCGAGUGUGAGCACCUCCCUCACUCUGACCUUCAACACGGGCACCGCCUCCUACCCUCGCAAGUGGAAGGUCAGGCUUUGUCAGCUUUGCUGCGACCAGAUCUCCUUAGCUCCCUCUGGGUGCGGCCAAUACUUCACCGUCCCCGCCGGGACCAUUAAGGGCUGGAACUACGGAGGGAUCUACCUAUCAGGCCAGAACUACGCCAUCUGUGUCAGAAGGGAACUCAACAAGUGCUCGGCGCCGUUUACAAUACCGUUACAAGGCCCCAACUACAUGUACCUGGUGACCAAGGACGCCUCCAACGACCACUCUAUUGCCACCAACAUCUACUACAGCUUCACCCAGAACUCCUGCUGA